AUGACCCUUACGGAGCAACAAACCAAGGUUAUAUCGGAGCGCCCGCUCAAUGACGCGCUAGAUAAUCCGCGAGAGAAACUAUGUGACCUCCACAAAUCCGAUAUUCCACGGCAGGAAGAUGUUGCGAACCUUCUAGCAGCUUUACUCGCGUCUCCGGCAGCUUUCAGCCUUCCUUCGCCAGAUGGGAGCGGCAACGUGGCAGUAAAACUCUUCUCCAUACAGCAGCAUGUGCGAGGAGGUGGGUUGAAGCUUGAGCACUUUCGCCCUCUCGUCUGCCAUGUUCUUGACAAAUCUCCUGAUGUCGAUAUCUGGGAUGCGGUCCUCAACCUCAUUGAAAGACUUAGUCCACUCACACACCCUCCGUCUAGCAUCGCCCCAACAUUUAAAGGAACACCUGUCAAGACCAGCUCGAGUCGACUUGCCGAUAGCGAAACGCGCGGCAUUAUUGAAGGGGGGCUCUUCGAGGAAAUUAAAAACUGCACCUUUCGUAAUGUGAAGGGAUUCUGCGAUAAGUUUUUUAAUCCCAAGUCCUGGCGCCAAGAACAGAAAGCGAUGCUAUGGGCGAUGAUGACAGCACACGACGGAAAGAUAUGGACAGAAUUUCCCUCUACUACCAACGAAAGACCCGUUUGGGACUGGCUUUGCUCACUUGAAGAGCGCUUCUUAGCCGAUGCACCAUAUAAGCUUCAUACCACUAGAACCGCCAACCAAUUUAAUGAACGGAAAGGCCAGAUGGAUGUUUUCUUGCAAAUACCAGCCACGAACGCGGACGACACCUUUGAGUAUAAACACGUUCUCGUAAUUGGAGAACAAAAGAAGUUAAACGACACGGGCAAGUUUAAGGCGACUCUCCUCCAGCUCGCGCGCUACGUGCGAGGCGUCUUCACCGACCAGCCGACACGCCGAUUUGUCCACGCAUUCUCACUCUGCGCUUCCACGAUGGAGCUUUGGGUCUUUGACCGCUCUGGGCCGUAUAGCUCGGGGCCAUUUGACAUUCACGACGAGCCGGAUAAGUUUGCGCGUGCUCUUGUGGGGUAUGCUACAAUGGAUAAUGAUAUGAUGGGCCUUGACACGUUUAUUGAGCGAGGGGAUGCGUAUCGUUAUGUUACACUGGACGACGCGAGCGGCAAUGAGAUGAGGGUUAAGUUAAAUAAGGCGAUGGUUAGGCAGCGGGCUAUCGUGUGUCGCGGAACUACGUGCUAUGAGGCCCAAAACAGCCAGGUCGCGAAGUUCUCAUGGGCAUCAGAUAAGCGGAAGCUAGAAGCGGAACAAUUAAAGUUAGCUGAACAACGGGGCGUUGAAGGAGUGGCCAGAGUGGUGGCGCAUCGCCAGAUCACCACCAUUGCAGAGUUGCGGGAUGGACUGGAGUUUCCGAAGCAUUACAGGUUCCGUAAUGAGGCUAAUUUUUCUGAAGAUCUACCGUUAGCCACCACAAGCACCCACACGUCGGAUCACAAGCGCAAAUCAUCCGACGAUGACGCGUCCGAUAAUACGUUAGAAUCCAAUAAGCGGCGGCCUAACAGUCAAAAGUCAAAGCUAUCCACAGAAUUUAACGACCAGUCAUCAAUCGGCAAGGCUAUGCCAAGCUUAUAUAUACCUGGUGAGGACCUGUGGGAGAACAGGAUUUAUUCCUGCCUCGUCGUCUCACCAGCCGGCCGUGUAAUUAGUGACUUUAAGACAAUUGAGGAACUACUAGAGUCAAUGCGAGACGCGAUCAAGGCACACCAGUCUCUCUACACCGCUGGCAAUAUCCUACAUCGCGAUAUUUCCUCUAAUAACAUUAUUAUUACAAACCCCAAGACGGCGGAUGGCUUUAAGGGCAUGCUUAUUGACCUUGACCUGGCGAAAGUGAGAGACAGUGGCCCAAGCGAAGCGCGGCACCAAACUGGCACGAUGCAGUUCAUGGCAAUUGAAGUGCUACGGAAGGCCGAUCACACCUACCGUCAUGACCUUGAGUCGUUCUUCUAUGUCCUACUUUGGAUGUGUGCGCGCCAAUCAUGGAAUAAUGGAUUUAGUGGCAAGAAGAAGCCGCCUAAGGACAGCAUCUUACGGAAAUGGGAGAUUGGAACCUUUGAGUAUAUUGCGGAUGCUAAAGUGGGUCAUAUGACUAUAAAUGGGCUUGAACGGGUUAUGGCCGAGUUUCCGGACAUAUUUCAUGUGGUGAAGCCACUUUGCCUGAAGAUCCGGUCCAUAUUGUUUGGAGAAACAGCAAGGCUGAAUAUUGGAACUCCCUCUGGUGACCCGGACGAACUCUACAGAGCUAUUAUCACAGCUUAUGACGAAGUGAUUGAUGCGUUGAUAAAGAAUUAA
Messenger RNA from Metarhizium acridum CQMa 102, 2310 nucleotides. RefSeq lists its product as uncharacterized. Gene Ontology annotation, molecular function: protein kinase activity; ATP binding. NCBI's taxonomy places the organism in Eukaryota, Fungi, Ascomycota, Sordariomycetes, Hypocreales, Clavicipitaceae. The record is from RefSeq and is a predicted model, not a curated record. Gene Ontology annotation, biological process: protein phosphorylation.